Ilex paraguariensis (yerba mate) is the source of this 747-nucleotide messenger RNA. NCBI's taxonomy places the organism in Eukaryota, Viridiplantae, Streptophyta, Magnoliopsida, Aquifoliales, Aquifoliaceae. The record is from the annotation of a GenBank genome assembly.
AUGCCAACAAUAGCCAAAAAUGAAGAACGGAAGCUAGGAACAGGAGAACAAAGCAUUCCACCAUCCACAGUUCAUACACAACCUUGGUGGCGUGGAUUUGGAAAUAGUGCGAUGACUUCUGCAGUGGACAACACUAAUGGUUCUGCCACCCCUGGAGUUACCCAAUCACAAGCCAAUGGUGAUGGUGUCAUUGAAGGGACACAUAUCAUAGCCCCACAACCUGGUAUUAAUUCUUUGAUUUUUGUAUAUAAUGCAAAUAAUUAUGGGGCAUUAACUUAUCGGAAAUUCAGGCCAGGUCUUGAAUUGAAGGUUGAACAUUUUCUUGAUUAUUUUCGUGAUCAGGUAUGGAGUUUAGUAGUGAUACUGAUGAAGAUCAUCCUUUCAGGAUUGAAUGGAAAUAAUUCCCAAGAACAGCAGCAUCCCAAAAGUGUUGCAUCUUCAACAGCUCCACUCAUGGGCAAGCACCUCGAAACAAAUUCCCAAAUGGAACUUGUUGGUCACUCGAUUAUGUUGGGGUCAUAUCCAUGUCCAGAUCCACGAUAUGGAGGAAUUAUGACUUAUGGGGCGCCUGUACACCCUCACUUACUCGGAAUCCAUCAGACUAGAAUGCCUUUGCCUCUGGAAAUGGAGGAGGAACCUGUAUAUGUGAAUGCAAAACAAUAUCAUGGAAUUUUAAGGCGAAGACAGUCACGAGCUAAGGCAGAGCUGGAAAAAAAAGCAAUAAAAGCUAGAAAGGUAUGUGCAUAG